This is a messenger RNA of Pestalotiopsis fici W106-1, 1647 nucleotides long. RefSeq lists its product as uncharacterized. Lineage: Eukaryota; Fungi; Ascomycota; Sordariomycetes; Amphisphaeriales; Sporocadaceae. The transcript has a single exon. The coding region runs from base 1 to 1647 and encodes 548 amino acids. The record is from RefSeq and is a predicted model, not a curated record.
AUGUCCGUCGACCCGAUUUCGCUUGCAUUAAGUACUGGUGCUAUUGCACUUGCUCUGAAAGGCGCUAUUGACACGGCCCUGUUCGUUGAGUCGUUCUUCGAUAGAGAUAUGAUAAGUUACGGCUAUCUAGAAACUUGUUACAGCACUGAAAGAGUCUGGCUACAGAUUUGGCGGGAGACUUGCAACGUCUGCGAAAAUAAUGAUGGCAUCUUGCAGGAGAAACCAGAGUACCUGAAAAAACAGGUGAUUCACAUUCUCAAUACUGUCCAUGAUUUGAGCCAGGACGCCAAAAAGAUGAUCGACAGAUAUCAGAUUGUCGCUCCGGAAACUUCAGUCAAAGAUUUGAACAAGGUCGUCAAGUCCGGACAUCCAUCACAGACCAAGAAUGUCGCCGAUUUGAGACCAAACUCGAGGGUAAGAUGGAUCAUCAAGGGCAGGGCCGAGUUCGAGCAGAUUAUACGCCGAUUUCGUGAGCAGAAUCGUGACCUAGAAAGACUGACCCUCGGGCCUGGAGCGCGGGAUGGAUUAGCCUCGCGUGUCGUUUCCGGGAUCCCAGAGUCUAGUCUCGCAGGGUUUGCUCAAGGAUUGCAUAUCGUGCCCAAAACCAAUAUUGCGCUUGCAGCUUCAGUGAAGGCUCUUCAGCCAUCAUUAGAAAAUCAGACCCUUACUUCAACUCAGUUGAUGGGAGAACGACUCAAAAUGGUUGGCCCGCAAAGCACUCGAGACUCGGCAACAGGAAUGUUAUCAUUGGCGGACGGAAGCCAGGCACCCGUUUGGAUCGAGUGGAUCAUACUGGAGGAUGGACAAAACAGCAACACCAACGCCUACAUCAGCAGGAUCAAUUCUCUGGGAGGACUAUUGGAGCGGGUCGGUGAUCCUAUGCUACAUCUCCUCCCAUGCCAUGGCGUCUUUCGCGAUACAAACUAUCAACAAAAAUAUGGAAUCCUUAGGCUAGGCUACGUCUUUGGUGUGCCGCAAGGAAACGACUACGAAAGCGAUCUUGUUGAGAGCCCGCCAAUAUCACUGAGACAGCUCAUUGACGGAUCAAAUGAUACCGAUAAUCGCGGUCGACUGCCGAGACCUUUCCUUGGCGAUCGAUUUCUACUCGCCUACGAUUUAGCGGCAUCUUUCGGUCUUUUCCAUGCCGCUGGAUGGCUACACAAGGGUCUUCAUGCCGGAAGUGUGACCUUCCUCCAGAGGUCUACGCAGCGCUCCUCAGCCAUAGAGUUGCGGGAUCCCUUUGUGACAGGCUUCCAGUAUUCCCGUCCACAAUCAAGUGAGUCUCUCUCUCGUGGACCACUUGAAAACAAGGACCUCGACUAUUAUUAUCACCCGGACGUUGGAAGAGGCUUUACCAAGCGCAGAGAUCUGUAUGGUUUAGGUGUUAUCCUGCUGGAGAUAGGUCGCUGGGGUCUUAUAGCCGACGCUGUCAGCGAAAGGAACCGGCCUCAAGAUCGCCAAGCUUGGCACACUUUCCUAAUGAAAAAGGCCGUUCCAGAUGUAGGAUGGAGGAUGGGAGAAAGAUACGAGAAGGUGGUUCGCGUGCUAUUGGAGUGCAAACUGCCAGGAGACGAGCACGAUAAGGAUUUCUAUUUCCAACAAUUCCAGGAAAGGGUACUCGAGCCCUUGAGCUCAUGUAGUGCUUGA